Messenger RNA from Mobula hypostoma (lesser devil ray), 3702 nucleotides. RefSeq names its product THUMP domain containing 1 (gene thumpd1). Gene Ontology annotation, biological process: tRNA modification. The transcript has 5 exons. Bases 175 to 1371 code for a protein of 398 amino acids. The record is from RefSeq and is a predicted model, not a curated record. NCBI's taxonomy places the organism in Eukaryota, Metazoa, Chordata, Chondrichthyes, Myliobatiformes, Myliobatidae. Gene Ontology annotation, molecular function: RNA binding.
UGCAGCACGGCCUGGUAUGGAAACACCAAUGCCCUUGAACGGAAAAGCCUACAAAAAGUAGUGAUUCAGCGCAGUCCAUCAUGGGUAAAGCCCUCCCCACCAUUGAGCACAUAUACAAGAAGCACAGUCAAAAGAAAGUAGCAUCCAUCAUCAGGAACCCCCACCACCCAGACAAUGCAUUCUUCUCACUGCUCCCAUCAGGAAGGAGGUGCAGGAGCCUCAGGACCAACAUCACCUGCUUCAGGAAUGGUUAUUGCUCUCAACUAUCCGGCUCUUGUACCAAAGGAGAUAACUUCACUCAGCCCAACAAUGAAUUUUUCCCACAUCACUUUCAAGGAAUCUUCAUCUCAUGAUCUUGCCAUGACAACAGCCGACCCCAAAGCAAAGAAGAGAAACAAGAGCUCAUACUUGCGCCAUGUGGCCAAGAAGCCCUGCGGGAGCCGAGAGCUGGAAGCGGGGAUGCAGGGUCUGCUCAUCACUUGUAACAUGAACGAGAGAAAAUGCACGGCAGAAGCGUACAGCUUGUUGAAUGAGUACGCCGACCAACUAUACGGCCCAGAGAAGUUUGUAGAGGAAUCUAACAGUGAGGAUGAAGAAGAUGACGAUGCUGAAGCUGCCCUGGAGCAGGAAGUUAGACAGAUCAACGCAUCGACACAGAAGCAGCUCCGCCGAUUCCAGGCUUUGGACAGUGGAGCCAAUAAUAUUGUCUUCAUCAGAACCCAUGACAUUGCAGAACCGGACAAACUAGUUCAUCACAUUUUGAAGGAUCUGCAUACAACCAAGAAGAAGAAAACCCGAGCUAUUUUGCGGAUGUUGCCGGUGUCGGGGUCAUGCAAGGCUUUCAUGGAGGAGAUCCCAAAGUACUUUGAGACUUUCCUGGAACCCUGGUUCAAAGUUCCCAAAAAAGCCACUUUCCGAAUCGUUUAUAAAGCUAGGAAUAACAGUCACAUGAACAGAGAUGAUGUCAUCAAGGCGCUAGCAGGAAUAGUGGUAAAUUUGAAUGCUGAAAACAAAGUGGAUCUUAGUUUUCCUGAAUACACCAUCAUUGUGGAGAUAAUAAAAAGCGUGUGCUGUGUAAGUGUAGUCCAGGACUAUAUACUUUUCCGUAAGUACAACCUGCAAGAGGUAACAAAAAGUGACACAGAAGAGAAAUCGAAAAGAAACACCUGUUCUCCCACUGAGAAUGAUGGCUGUGUAAGUUCAAAAGAGCAGCUAGAAGAAAAGGAACUCGCCAAGAAAGCUGAAGAAGAUGGAAAGGAAAUGGAGCCACCUUUUGUGGGUACAGAUGUGUUUCAAGAGCAGAAAAGUGGAGAACAAGGAGCUGGAAAGGAAACCAGCAUUUACAGCGAAAAUAACCAGUUUGAAUCGUAGUUCACCGGAUUGUGACUUGUACAAACGUUUUUGUAAUUUUUGGACAGCAAAUCUUUUCUAAGUUCCAUGUUUGUAUCUGUUAAGCAUUUUGCAUCUGACUACUUCAUUGAAGUCUUCACAUGUUAUAAAGGAGCAAGGAGGAAAGUUUAACUUUGCAAAGAUGAUGUGGUGGUUUAUCUCGUCUUCAGACCUGCUACAAGUUGUUCCUGUUUAAAAACAAAUCUUCCUGCUUUUUUCAAAAUAGAUAUUUGGAUCAUUUAUUAAAUUGAAAAUUGUUGAAGAUGGGCUUCAAUUAAAAUGUUGAUUUCAUUGUUUUACCUCAGUUUAUUUUAGUAUGAUAAUUUGGAAUGAUCUGGACAUAGAUACCCUCUGUUUUAAUGUCAUUGUCAUUCUCAGCUAGAUCAGAGAACAGACUCCACAUUUAUGGAGUAUGGUUGCAUGGUGUUUAUGCUCCAUUGGGGAGAUGGAAAUUGUCUUUUGAGUGGUUGGAUUUUUAGAUAUCUAGCAUAUUAAACUCACAGCUGUGUUCCAAUAUCCUGUGUCUGUGAAUGUCACUGUGUAACCAAUUUCUUUUGGGUACAAGUUGUGACACUUUGGAGAUUCAGAGGUUAUCAAACCAGCAGUCCAGAAGUCUGGGAUAAUGAUAUGGAAUCAAAGUUGAGACCCAGCAGGCAGCAGAUAUUUAGUUAAUUUUCAAACUUAAAAAUUCUUGUCAAAAAUGAAGUAUUGCAAAAGUUCGAUGGGUUCGCUGUUUGGAAACGUUUCCCUUCUGUGUUCUGAACCCCUUUAUAGCUUAGGGCCAAGAAGAAUAUGGUUAACUCUAAACUGCUUUGUGAAAUAGUUGAUUAAGCCACUCAGAUUCAGUAACAAUGCCUGACUAACAACAGCACAUGAAUCAACAAAAAAGGGCACAUUUAACUUUGGUUGGAAUGGGAAAAAAAUGCUAAGACCUUAAGACAUAGGAGCAAACUUAGGCCAUCUGGCCCAUUGAGUCUGCUCCACCAUUCCUUCACGGCUGAUUUAUUUCUCCUCUCGACCUCAUUCUCCUGUCUUUUCCCUAUAAACAUUAAUGUCCUUACUAAUCAAUAUAGCCAAUGACUUGGCCUCCUCAGCUGUCGGUGGCGAUGAAUUCCACAGAUUCACCAGCCUUUGACUAAAGAAAUUCCUUUUUAUCUCUGUUCUAAAGGGGCAACCUUGCAUUCUGAUCUGUGCUCUCUGGUCCUAGACUCCCACACUAUAGGAAACAUCCUGUUCAUAUCCACUUGGGUUUUCAAUCUCAGCAAGUGAUGGCUUUUAAGUCUCAACAUAAGAACAGUCAUUACUUCUAUUAAUAAACCUUUUGAUAACUUAAUUUAAAAUGUUAAAGGUAACAAAGAAGCUCUAAUCAUAUUAUGAGCCAUGUCAGUACCUUAACCCUGAUUCCAUGUGCUUCAAUUUUGCAUACCAUGUGAACUAUUUGAAAGUGAUAGCUGCAGUAGCUCUUUGUUUGAAUGGUAAAUUGGUGGACAGUCUUUCCACAACCAGUAGAACACUAGAGGAUAAUUGGAGGUGAUGUGUUCCAUGGUUUGCACCAGAUGACUAAUUGCACAUGUGGUUUGUCUCCUUGUCCAAUGUGCUGUCCGGAGGUCAUUGGAUCUGUGCCUGGCAUCACAGAUCUCAAAUUCAACAGCUGUAACAAUUGUUAACUGUUAUUGUUGCUGUCAUGCUGUUAACACUGUUCCUUAUCUUAUUCAUUUAUGUUGCCAGUUGUAUUUUUUAAACCACAGUUCAGAAAUGUGGAUUUUAUUGGAUGAUAAAAACCUGAAGGUUUUAUUUAAGCAUUACGUUUUGUUCACUCAUAGGAUAGGGAUUAAAAAUCUGCUCACUAUAAAAUUAGAACCUAAUCUAACUACAGACAAACUGAGCCUGAGGACUUCCAUCGUAUUUUGAUUCCUUACUUUAACGUGGCAUCCGUAGACAGGUCCUGUUGUCGUCUGGGUAGGGUUGUGGCUCCACCAGUUUGAUAGUGUUGCUGCGGAAUUGCCUGUCUAUUUUAUGUCUGUCUGAGUCACGAUCAUCUCCCAGCCUCAAUCCCUUUGUGUUCUCUCCUGCCUCAUGAGGGUUUAGAGUGCUCUGCCCUGGAUACGUUUGUCCAGAUAGCUAAAUUAGGAUCAGGAGUAGGCCACUUGACACUCAAAUUUCAAAGCAACUCUAUGACCGAAGUGUAUAUGUUACCAUAUACUACCUUGAGAUUCAUUUUCUUGUAAGCACAUACAGUAAAAAUCAAAUGCAAUCUAUGCAAAACUAUACAUAAACAAAGACUGACAAACAACCAAUGUGCAAAACAAAAAC